This is a messenger RNA of Neogale vison (American mink), 4450 nucleotides long. It is a transcript of the gene TBL2, whose product is annotated as transducin beta like 2. The transcript is spliced from 7 exons. Gene Ontology annotation, molecular function: protein binding. The record is from RefSeq and is a predicted model, not a curated record. Gene Ontology annotation, biological process: endoplasmic reticulum unfolded protein response. NCBI's taxonomy places the organism in Eukaryota, Metazoa, Chordata, Mammalia, Carnivora, Mustelidae. Gene Ontology annotation, cellular component: endoplasmic reticulum. Bases 38 to 1378 code for a protein of 446 amino acids.
CGUCGCCGGAGGCUGAGGUGGCAGCGGGCCUGCCAGCAUGGAGCUGCCGCAGAUGCCGGAGCUGAUGGGCCUGUCGCUGCUGCUCGGGCUGCUGGCCCUGAUGGCGACGGCGGCGGUAGCGCGGGGGUGGCUGCGCGCGGAGGAGGAGACGUGCAGCCGGUCCGCCGGCCAAAAAGCGAAUGGAUUGCCACUUGACAAGUCCUUGAGAUCCAAGAAGCAGAAGCAGCAUCAACGAAUUCGCAAGGAGAAGCCUCAACAGCACAACUUCUCGCACCGCCUCCUGGCCGGGGCAUUGAAGAGCCACAGUGGGAACAUAUCUUGCAUGGACUUUAGCAGCAAUGGCAAGUACCUGGCCACCUGCGCGGACGAUCGCACCGUCCGCAUCUGGAGCACCAAGGACUUCCUGCAGCGGGAGCAUCGCAGCAUGAGAGCCAACGUGGAGCUGGACCACGCCACCCUGGUGCGCUUCAGCCCCGACUGCAGAGCCUUCAUCGUCUGGCUGGCCAACGGAGACACCCUUCGCGUCUUCAAGAUGACCAAGCGAGAGGAUGGAGGCUACACCUUCACAGCCAACCCGGAAGACUUUCCUAAAAAGCACAAGGCACCCGUCAUCAACAUUGGCAUCGCGGACACAGGGAAGUUCAUCAUGACUGCUUCCAGUGACACGACUAUCCUCAUCUGGAAUCUGAAAGGUCACGUGCUGUCGACCAUCAACACCAACCAGAUGAACAACACGCAUGCUGCUAUCUCCCCCUGUAGCAGGUUCGUGGCCUCCUGUGGCUUCACCCCAGAUGUAAAAGUCUGGGAAGUGUGCUUUGGGAAGAAAAGCGACUUCCAGGAGGUCGUGCGAGCCUUCGAACUGAAGGGCCACUCCGCGGCCGUCCACUUCUUCGCUUUCUCCAACGACUCCCGCCGGAUGGCCUCGGUCUCCAAGGAUGGUACGUGGAAACUGUGGGACACAGACGUGGAGUACAAGAAGCAGCAGGAUCCCUACUUGCUGAGGACAGGCUGCUUUGAAGCUGCGAGCACCACGCCGUGCCGCCUGGCACUCUCCCCAGAUGCCCAGGUCUUGGCCUUGGCCAGUGGCAGCAGUAUUCAUCUCUACAACACCCGGCGGGGUGAGAAGGAGGAGAGCUUUGAGCAGGUCCAUGGGGAGUGUAUCACUGACUUGUCCUUUGACAUCACUGGCCGGCUUCUGGCCUCCUGUGGGGACCGGGCAGUGCGGCUUUUCCACAACACCCCCGGCCACCGGGCAGUGGUGGAGGAAAUGCAGGGCCUCCUGAAGCGGGCCUCCAACGAGAGCACCCGCCAGAGGCUGCAGCAGCAGCUGACCCAGGCCCAGGAGGCUCUGAGAAGCCUGGGCGCCUUGAAGAAAUGACUCUGGGAGGGUCUGGCAGGAAAGAUCGGGCAUGCUGCUGCCGCCGCGGCUGCCCUUUCUUCGCGGGGACUCCCCAGCUGGGAACCUUUUGAAAGGAGUAUUCUGAUUUUCUCAGUGGCGGCUCCUCUCUCCCUUUUCCCCAUUGAAACUAUUCUUGCCUACUUUGAUCUCUCUCUCUCUUCUUGCCGGUUGUGACUCCUGGCCUUACAUGACCUCCCAGACUAAUGACCAAGGUGCUUCUCUUUCUCCUGGGCCCGAGGGAGGGACUCUGUCUUCACCAGGCACAGAGGGAAGGAGUAAAUUGGAGAGAGAGAGAGAGGACAUGACCUUGACCUUGUGGCAUCACACCCUGGUACCCAAAGGAGUUUGUUAUUGUGGAGGCAAAACCUAGGGGACACCUGAGUACUAACCAGCGGUCUUGGCAGGGCUGGGAGCCUGGGGUAUUUUCCUCUGUGCUGUGGUGUCAAGGAAGGGCUAGUCUUAAUCCGGGCGAAGCUCCUACCUCCAUUGAAGGGGAAUUAAGGGAUUCCAUUCUGUGCCUCAGUUUUUUUAUUUGUAAAAUGGACGUUAGAUUUUCUCUCGACCUACUUAUUACAGAGGUGUUGUGAAGGUAUGCACGUAUAAAGUCCCUCGAUGUGGGAAAGAGUACUAAUAUGUGUUGCCUGUCAGCCACUUACUAACAACCAGGUAAAAGUGGGACUCAGUGGAGUUUGAAACUAAAUGAAAGGAAAGAAAUACAUUCCCUUGGGAAGGCGAAGUUUCUGGAACUUGAUCAUAUGUGUUGUAUCUGGUUCUGCUUUAAGUCGGGUAGAGGAAUCAUAGGAUUCUAGGAUUGGACUCUUCUCUUCAAGGUUACAUCCUGUUUUCAGUUUGUCCUGUAUUUCAGUGUCCGCUCUGUGUCCAGCACAGCACUAGGCACUGGAGAUAAAAACGAACAGGAUAUGAUUACUGCCGUCAGGCAUGGCUAAUGGGAGAGGGGGCAUGUGGCUAUCAAGCGCUUUCUGCUAGUUAAUUCAUAGCUGUGGACGGCUGCUGGGAAAGUCAAGGCGAGAGAGGACUGAAUCGGGACUCAGGCAAUGGAUCUGAAGUUGAAGUUGGUAAAAGAUGCCGCAUUUCGAAGUUCAAAUGUUUUGGGUUUGAGACUAUUUCGGUGUGGGAGAAGGAACACGAGGAUCCAGAAGCCUUGAAUCUUGGCAAAAUGCAUUCAUCUGAAAUCACGUUCUUGCUCUCUCUUUCCCUAAAACCGAGGCCUCCCCAAAUAUCCUAAAUAUUUGAACGAGGCAUAACCUUGGAGUUAUCCUUGAUGACGGACUCUCUUUUUCAUGAAUCCCUCCUGCCUACCCUCACUCCUACCAUUCCACUCCAUCAGCAAAUUCUUUUGGUUGGACUCGAGAUGAUAUCCUGAAUCUGUUUCUCUCCAUCUUUUCUGUUAUCAUCCUGGCCCUAACCGCUGUCACCUACUGGACUGUGAUAAGGUUGCUUCCUCACGGGUCUCACUGCUUCCUCCCUUGCCUCGUUAAGUCACUCUCUACGUAGCAGAGUGAUUUUUGAAAAUGUAAACCAGAGCACAUUGUUCCCAAGCCUUCCAGAGGCUUCCCAUCGCACUCGGAAUAAAAUCCAAAAUUCUCGUCAUGGCCUACAAGGUCCUAUGUAAUCUGGCUUCUUCCUUCCUCUGUGAUCUCGUUACCACUCUGCCAGCCACCCCAACCUUGCUCUUACAGAUUUGGCCAAGCCAAGUUCUGUCCCAAGAAGCUGUGCCCUCUGCUUGGAAGCCUUUUUCUUUGCUGUUGGCCGGCUUAACAGGCUUGUCGUAAUUCAGUCCUCCGUCCAGUUACACUUGACAGAGAACCCUCCCUGACCACCCAGUCUGAAGUAGCCCUUUCCACCAAUCACUUCUCACCUGUCACAGUAGCUUACUUGAUUUGUGUUUUGUGUUUACCUAAGGCCGUCUUGAAAUUAUCUUGUGUGGAUACUUGUUUGCUCCUGGGGCUGAAUACUUAGGAAGGUCAAGUGGAAAACGCAGAUGCAGGCAUGGGGUCACACCGGCCCGGGUGCAAGACGGUGGGAAAUGGGGGGAAACUGAAGUGAUCUCCGGAGGGCCCGUGUCCAAGGUGAGGGAGGAGAAGGGCGGCUGCUACUUAUUACUCGGGAAUCCAGCAGAAGCUGCUUGUUUGAGAGAAGCUAGAAGCUGGCGAUUUAUUGGAAAAAGGCAAAAAUUAAACACUAUGCGGACCAAACAGGACACUAAUGUGGGCCAGAUGCAGUCCACCAGUCUCUCAUUGGGAGCUUCUGGAUUGUUCCAUUAAGCUCCGGAAAUGUGAGCUCCACAAGGGCAGAUCUUUGUCCUUUUUAUUUGCUCUGUAUCCCAAGCACUAUACCAGGGACAGAGUGAGCACUCAAUAAAUAUUGAAGUCAAGCUGUGGGGCCGGUUAGCAGACAUUUCGAUGCCCUCUGUGUGCACUGUCCCUCUCAAUGUCCUUUGUGGUUUUAUACUCCUGAUAACAGACUCCUGGUUUAUAAUGCUAUGUACAUGGGUCCUGGUGAAUAUUUGCUUUCAGGGUGUCAGAAGAACGAGGCUAAAACACUUCUUUGCACAUCUGUCUGGUUCUGGCUUGACUCUCACUCUGUGUCCAGGAGGCAAGUGAGCAUAGUAUGUUGAGUUACUGAAGUCAGAUGUCUUUGGCUCCAGGUUCGGCCGGGUCGCUGACUGACCUGAAACCUUGAGCAGACGGAUCAUAGGGCCGCUCUCUGAGUUUGUUUCCUCAUCUGUAAAAUGGGAAUGAAGCCUGUCCUGAGGGUUUUGUAGGGCCGUGAGUGUCUCAUGAGACAAGUGAAGCAGAAAAAGCCUCGGGACUUCCUGAGGACACCUCUCCUCUCACAGUGUCACUAAUGUCAAGGCCGCUUCUCUUGUCAGCAUGGAAGAAGGUAUCUGGACAUGAACACAGAGCAGAGGCCGCUGUGUGUUUCUGAUGAAAACUCUGUGUGUGAAGGCAGCAUUAAUAUUUUAGUAUUACUAUCUCAACUUCUGUGGGUUUGCAAUUUUUCAAAAUAAAAAGCCGGGAAUAUAUUUUA